GGGUUUGUUGCCAAAUAGUAAGAAAAUAACACUACAAAAAUUGGCAGCCAUUAUUAUCCUCUAAAACCCUAAUAAACCCCCCUCUUCCUCUCACUCCUCCGCAGCUUCUCUCUCAAAACCCUAAAAAAAUGGGGAAAGUGAAAGGAAAGCACAGGUUAGACAAAUACUACCACCUCGCCAAAGAACACGGCUACCGUUCCCGUGCCGCCUGGAAGCUCGUUCAGCUUGACGCCAAAUUCACCUUCCUCCGCUCUUCUCGCUCCGUCCUCGAUCUCUGCGCCGCCCCCGGUGGAUGGAUGCAAGUCGCCGUCGAGCGUGUCCCCGUCGGCAGUCUCGUCAUCGGCGUCGACCUUGACCCGAUCCGACCCAUUCGCGGGGCCAUUGGGAUUCAAGAAGAUAUUACGCAGUCCAAAUGUAGGGCUAGUAUUAAGAGGCUUUUGAGUGAGAAUGGGUCUAGGGCUUUUGACUUGGUUUUACAUGAUGGCUCGCCUAAUGUUGGUGGUGCUUGGGCUAAAGAAGCUACUAGCCAGAAUGCGCUUGUUAUCGAUUCCGUUAAGCUGGCUACCGAGUUCUUGGCUCCCAAAGGGACUUUUAUUACCAAAGUCUUCAGGUCUCAGGACUAUACCGCAGUCCUUUACUGUCUUAGACAGUUGUUUGAGAAGGUUGAAGUGGACAAACCGUCCGCUAGUCGUUCAGCAUCCGCAGAAAUAUAUGUCGUAGCCUUUAAGUAUAAGGCCCCCGCCAAAAUUGAUCCUCGCCUACUGGAUUUUAAGCACUUAUUCCAGGGAGGUAAAGAACCUGCAAAGGUUAUUGACGUACUUAGAACAACAAAGGCAAAACGACACCGUGAUGGGUAUGAAGAUGGGGCUACAAUUCUAAGGAAGGUCUGCUCAGCUUCAGAUUUUGUUUGGUCUGAUGCUCCCCUUGAUAUACUUGGUUCAGUGACAUCCAUUAGUUUUGAUGGGUCUGAGUGUUCUCCUAUAAAGGAACACGCUUUAACAACUGAAGAGGUUAAAUCUUUAUGUGAUGAUUUGCGUGUUUUAGGGAAACAAGACUUCAAAUAUCUUCUAAAAUGGCGAAUGAAUAUUAGAAAGGCAUUAUCCCCGUCAAAGGCUGCGGUUGCUGCAACCACAAAGGUUGAUAGUGAGUCUAAAACUGAUGAAGAUGAAGCUGAAGACGAAGACCAGAAGGUUCUUAAUGAAAUGGAGGAAAUGACAUAUGCAAUGGACCGAAAAAAGAAACGAGCAAAGAAAGUACUUUCAAAAAGACGUGCUAAGGACAAAGCAAGGAAGGCAACUGGCAUGCAAGUAGAUGUAAUGGAGGAUGGUUAUACUGAUCAUGAUUUAUUCUCUUUAUCGUCCAUCAAGGGUAAAAGAGAUCUAGUAGCAGUAGAAGAUACUGAAAAUGAGGAAGAAAUUAAUAAAGUAGUGGAUAGUGAUGAUGAAGAUACAGGUGCAGCAGGUCAAGAUGAUUCUCAAAGUGAUCUGGACUCUGAUGAAGAGCGUAAAAGAUAUGAUGAGCAAUUGGAAGACUUUCUUGAUCAAGCUUAUGAGCGAUUUGUGGCUAGAAAAGAAGGAAGUACUAAACAGAGGAAGCGUCUAAGACAAAACUAUGCCAAGGAUGGUGAAUCUUUGGAGGACGGGGAUGAUGAUAAUGUGGUCCAUUCUGAUCAAGAUUCUGACAAUGAACGGCCUGCUCAAGAAGCAAAUCCGCUUGUGGUUCCCCUUGAUGGAGAUGAGGCCACUCAAGAGGAGAUUGCUGCCAAGUGGUUUAGCCAGGAUGUUUUUGCUGAUGAGGAUGAACAUGAAGAUAUGGACAAGGAUGAUAGUGAAGAUGAAUUGGAAGUGGUUAGACCUGUAAAGAAACCCCCAUCUCCUGAAAAAGGGACCAAGAAAACUACGCAACAAACUCAAGCUUCAAAAACCAAAGAUGAUUUUGAGAUAGUCCCAGCCCCAGAAACAGAUUCGAGUGAUGACUCAUCCUCAGAUGAAUCAGAGGAGGAUGUGGAGACGAAGGCCGAGAUAUUGGCCAUGGCAAAGAAGAUGCUGAGGAAAAAAACAAGAGAAACUAUGCUUGAUGAUGCAUAUAACAAGUACAUGUUUCAUGAUGACGGGCUGCCUAAGUGGUUUGUGGAUGAAGAAAAAAAGCACUCACAGCCAAUAAAGCCUGUAACUAAAGAAGAAGUUGCUGCUAUGAGAGCACAAUUUAAAGAAAUUGAUGCUAGGCCUGCUAAGAAAGUUGCUCAAGCUAAAGCUAGGAAGAAGCGGGUGGCCAUGCGUACUCUUGAGAAGGUGCGCAAGAAGGCAAACUCUAUAUCUGAUCUGCCAGAUAUUAAUGAACGUUCCAAGACAAAGAUGAUAGACCAACUUUACAAGAAGGCAGCGCCGAAGAGGCCCAAAAGGGAAUUAGUGGUAGCAAAGAAAGGGGUACAAGUCAAGGCUGGCAAGGGGAAAUUACUUGUUGAUAGAAGAAUGAAAAAGGAUGCGAGAGCUGUCAAAGCAGCAAGUAAGAAAGGGAAAGGAAAGGGAAAGAACUCCAAGGAUAAUAAAGGUAAAAAGCCUGGAAAAGAAUUUUCAGCCAAAGGAGGUAAAGCUGGGAACAAAAGGAGGUAAAGCUGGUGCAUUGUUGGGGCAAUGGAUCGAAAGAUCUCCCAUGGAGUGCUCCAUGAAUUCAUGUAUUGGGUUUACAAAUUUUUGGUUAUUGAUUGCAGUCCGAGGCUUGUCUUACUUACAUUUACUUGAAUGUAACAAUAUCCGGUAUUAUGAACUACAUAGAAAGCUAUUCAACAUUUGAUAUCCUUUGCCUUUUUGUUUCCAUUAAAAGAAUGUCAGUUUUUUUUA
This is a messenger RNA of Daucus carota subsp. sativus, 2840 nucleotides long. RefSeq lists its product as uncharacterized. The record is from RefSeq and is a predicted model, not a curated record. The transcript is spliced from 11 exons. Gene Ontology annotation, biological process: maturation of 5.8S rRNA from tricistronic rRNA transcript (SSU-rRNA, 5.8S rRNA, LSU-rRNA); maturation of LSU-rRNA from tricistronic rRNA transcript (SSU-rRNA, 5.8S rRNA, LSU-rRNA); rRNA methylation. Bases 129 to 2612 code for a protein of 827 amino acids. Gene Ontology annotation, cellular component: nucleus; preribosome, large subunit precursor; nucleolus. Gene Ontology annotation, molecular function: rRNA (guanine) methyltransferase activity; rRNA (uridine-2'-O-ribose)-methyltransferase activity. NCBI's taxonomy places the organism in Eukaryota, Viridiplantae, Streptophyta, Magnoliopsida, Apiales, Apiaceae.